AUGGACUGGUGGGAUUACAAAGCUCCCUUGGCUAGCAGCUGGUAUUGGAGGAAAAUGGUGGCUGUUAAGGAUAUGUUUAAAGCUAAAAUUGAUAAGGCAUCUUUUGCAGCACUGAAGUUCAGUAUCAAAGUAAGUCAUGAUUUGUUGUUUGAUUCUCCUCUCAAAGUGCACUGGGAAAAGUAUGUUUGGGAGAGGUUUUCUGUACCAAAACACAAAUUUGUCUUCUGGUUAGCCAUGAUGCAGAGAUUGCGCACCAGAAUAUUCAUUCAAAAGUAUGAUUCCUCCAUUGAUCCAUCAUGCUUAUUCUGUGGAGAUUAUAGUGAAGAUGUGCAUCACCUAUUUUUUCAAUGCAAAUAUAGUAGACAAUGUCUAGUACAGGUGAAAGAAUGGCUGGGUUGGAAAGUUAAAACAGAGGAAUAUGGACGCCUGCUGCAUUGGAUUGGGAAAACUAGGAGAUGGAGCAGGUUUCGGAAAAGCACUUUGACAGCAGUUAUUGCUUCUUUGAUUUAUCAUAUUUGGAGAGUGAGAAAUGACAUUCUGUGGUCACAAAAGGUUUGGUCCAUAGAUCAUACAGUCCAAGCAGUACAAAGAGAUAUAAGAUUGAGGACAUACACUUUAAUUUCAAGCAAAGCAAAGUCCUUAGAUAAAGAUUGGUUUCAGGGAAUUUGUCAAAGUAGUUAA
Molecule: messenger RNA, 681 nt
Organism: Humulus lupulus (European hop)
Lineage: Eukaryota; Viridiplantae; Streptophyta; Magnoliopsida; Rosales; Cannabaceae
Exons: 1
Coding region: 1-681 (226 amino acids)
Source: RefSeq, a predicted model, not a curated record